CCUUCCAAAUGACACAUGAAACACAAACGCCCAAGGAGGCUGCGAUUAACAGUGAGCAAAAUCUCUGCCUUCCAGGUCAACCUGACGGCGACGCUGGGAACCUUUGACGUGGCGGCCGAGGUGGACGAGGUGACGAUCCAAGGCGAAGGGCAGGUGCACAUGUCCCUGUCGAGCCCUCGCCUCGACAACCUGAACCGGCAACUGCAGUUCGUCACCUACAGCAACACCAUCUUCAACCCCAACACGGCCGACACAGUGUUGUUUGAGACCGAUGGACAUCGGGCUGCAUUCACCAUCAAGAUUCGACAUCCCAUCAUUCCAAGGCUCUAUAAUGUUAAAAGCCAGUCAGGCUAUAACAUCAGUGGCUUGGUGACUAUAGCAACCAAAACAUUUCUGAGGUAUGACAAGCUGAGGGAGCUGAUCUCGAGCGUUAGGAAGUAUUACCCCAAUGUCACCAUUGUCAUUGCGGAUGACAGCGACAAACCACAAAAGAUUGAAGGAGACUUCAUUGAGCAGUACUUCAUGCCGUUUAAGAAGGGCUGGUUUGCUGGGCGGAACUUGGCAGUCUCCCAGGUCAGAACAAAGUAUCUGCUCUGGGUCGACGAUGACUUCAUCUUCGCUGCAGACACCAAGCUGGAGAAAAUGGUGGACAUUCUUGAGAAAACGACAUUGGAUAUAGUCGGAGGCUCAGUGCGAGAGGUGACAACAUACUCAGCCACGUUUCUCCACAAACUCAGUGUGCAAGCUGGCGGGAAGGAGGGAGACUGCCUUAGAAUUCGCCCGGGAUACUACCAUGCUGUGGAAGGCUUCCCUAACUGUGUCGUCACAGAUGCUGUCAUCAACUUCUUCCUUGCCCGAACGGAAAAGUUGCAGCAAGUUGGAUUUGAUCCACAUUUAACAAGACAGGGACAUUUGGAAUUCUUUGUGGACGGUUUGGGCCAACUCCAUGUUGGCUCCUGCAGUGAUGUCAUGAUCGAUCACGCCUCGAAAAUCACCAUGCCUUGGACAAAGAAAACUCAAAAUGAGAUACUUUACCAAAGAUUGCGUUACAUCCAGGCUUCGGAGACAGACAGCAACUUACAGAACAAACUUUUUUAUUUCAAAAACCGACUUAAAUGCAUCAGGAGCAGCUGAGGGGCUGCUGUUUAGACCGUUUUUAAAUGCAAAUAACUUGAGUGAUCAGGUCUGCAACAAUAGGUUUACCUCAGUUCUACUUAAGACCUGCACCUCAGAUUCUGAAAUCAGUCUUUCUUCAAAAAUCCUGGAACUCCUUGACUUUGCUUGAGAUCUCCAACAAACUGUUGCUUCGAGAUGGAUCUUGUCUUCCCUCCUGCUGUUUCCAAACUGGACCACGUCCUGCAACUUUAGGCCCUUGAUUUUGACUUCGCAGCUUAAAUCAACCGUAGUUGUCUGUUUAAAAGAAACAGAGAUUGCUGGAAAAGCUCAUCAGGUCUGGCAGUAUCUGUGAAGAGAAAUCAGAGUUUACGCUUCACGCUUAGCUCUGAUUUCUCUCUGCAGAUGCUGCCAGACCUGCCGAGCUUUUCCGGCACUUUCUAUUUCGGAUUUCCAGCAACCGCAGUUCUUUUGGUUUAUGCUUAUGUAAUUAUCUGUUGCACUGUGAUUGCAAUCAUGCUGUAUUCCUUUCUAGUUCUGUAAUGAGGUGCUUUUUUAAAUUAUGAAUAGUAAAUUGAAAGAAAUUUCAGCAA
This is a messenger RNA of Chiloscyllium plagiosum (whitespotted bambooshark), 1706 nucleotides long. The record is from RefSeq and is a predicted model, not a curated record. NCBI's taxonomy places the organism in Eukaryota, Metazoa, Chordata, Chondrichthyes, Orectolobiformes, Hemiscylliidae.